Molecule: messenger RNA, 1491 nt
Organism: Lindgomyces ingoldianus
Lineage: Eukaryota; Fungi; Ascomycota; Dothideomycetes; Pleosporales; Lindgomycetaceae
Exons: 1
Coding region: 333-1178 (281 amino acids)
Source: RefSeq, a predicted model, not a curated record
AGUAAAAUAUUUCCUUGCGAUUGCGCCCAUACAUCUCAUAUGUUAUUUCUCAUUCUCCUUAUCACCCUCCCCAUGCCAUCUUCAGAAUCAAGUGAGAUCUCUCCGUCUUUCGAUUAAACGCCACUGCCCACGCCUCGAUCUUGUGUCACUCGUGCCGCUUCGCAAGGCUUCCCACCUACCUCCCUGGACUAAAUUUGCGAUCAAAGCCACCAUCGGUUGCACCGUGCCGUUACUGGUUUCAUUUGCCUGACAAAGUUCGGAUACAAAAUCUGUCCAGUUCCAACAAGUCCGCUGUUUCCUCGACACUCGUUUUUUGCCAUUCAAUCAUUACCAUGUCUUUAAAAGUACUCUCGCUUGCUUUCCUUGCUACCGCCUACACGAGUCCUCUGGAUGUCGUCGCACGCGCCGAUUCCGCAUGUCAGCCAUGCAAUCCUUCCGGCGCCACUGGAACGAAUCCCCCGACUCUUGGCUCAGAUAUGAAGUCAAUGUACGUGGACCUUUUGAACUCGGUAAAGGGCAUCCAUUUCGCGAAGCGCGAGUCCGAGUCCCCAGGCCGUAAGCGCGCAACAAGCCUUUGCUGUCAACCCACGACCGAUUGCCUGAAUGUACAGGGGCUCAAUAUUCCCAUGUGCUAUGACAAAUUCACGACGAAUGUGUUCUUUGCAGAUGGGUCGUCUGGAUCCCUGACAACUGGAGAUUAUAGCCAGGGGAACUCCUUCUCAUUGAACUGGUUAACCGGCGCUUAUACGAAGGGCAGCGAAUCUGGCAACAUUUACUCGGAUGAUCCUGCAGCGAAGCCAAACACAGCGAUAUUGUCGAUUCCCCCACAAUUUACAGGCACCGGCGUAGGAAGCGCGAUCCCAAGAACUGAACUCGGAUCUCUUGUCACGACAGUCAUUACGACAACGAUCCCUGGAAGUAUAAUCACGGCUCCGACAACUUUGUCCGGGACGACGAUUUUCGAUACAGUGUCUGGAAGGACUACUGCUGUAACAACGAUACCGCCGAAGACUAUUACAACCCCCACCACAAUCGCCCCUGUUACAAGCACAAUGACAAGUGUUAUGGCUGCGGCGUCGUCGAGCAAGGGCGCUGCUGGACAAAUCAUCGUGGAUUCGAAUAUGUCAUUCGGUAUGUCGAUUUUCACGGCGCUAAUGUACGCCAUCUACGCCUUGUAAGAAUCCACGGGUAUAUUCUUGUAAUUGGUGCUCUCCGUUGGAUGUGUUGAAAAUACCUUAAUCUCGCAUAUUUUGUCGUCUGGCGACCUAAGUUUUCAAGCAAUCAUCUGUUGUUGCCAGAUUCCUUUCUCAGUACAUUAUUAUUUUGUAUAUAUUAGUUUUACUUGUACUGGUGGGGUUCUUGGUUCUGAUAUGUUGCUUGCGAGGAUGAUACCCUUCGAGGUUGGAUUUGAACUGUCUCCUGGGAUGACAGCGUUCUGUAAUGUUUGAUGAUAGUAAAUACGCGGAUGAUAUCGCAGCAAUAGACCAGUGU